Molecule: messenger RNA, 1624 nt
Organism: Schistosoma rodhaini
Lineage: Eukaryota; Metazoa; Platyhelminthes; Trematoda; Strigeidida; Schistosomatidae
Source: the annotation of a GenBank genome assembly
GAGUUUAGAUAUUGGGUAUUGAGCAUAUGUUUAUAGAUUGAGACAUUGUAGGUUGGGGGGUCAAUCAAAAAUUUUCGGAACCGUCUCAUGGCUUUGCUCCAAGAUGAGGGUUAUCGAGCGGAGCUACUGUCGGAUCUUCAAGCUGACUACACAAAGUUUUUUUCAAUGGCAGAAAGAGAACUGGAGGGGAUAUCGAAGACCAAGCCAGUUGAUCAAUAUGUCAGACUACAAAAGAUCGGGCAGGGUACGUUUGGAGAGGUUUUUAAGGUGAGGCAUAAAUCAACGAAACAGCACUUUGCACUGAAACGAAUUCGAAUGGAACAAGAAAAAGAAGGAUUCCCUAUAACUGCUUUACGAGAAAUACGCAUAUUACAGUCCCUUAAUCAUGAAAAUAUAGUGUGUUUAAAGGAAAUAUGCCACAGUCCACCGAAUGCUGGUAAUGGGUUCAAACCACAAUUCUAUCUUGUCUUUGAGUUUUGUGAUCAUGAUCUUGCUGGCUUAAGUCAGCAGAUUGAUUUCACUGAACCAGUCAAAAAAGCAAUAAUGAAACAACUAUUUACCGGUGUUUUCUACCUUCAUCUAAACAAUGUUCUCCAUCGUGAUUUAAAAGCUGCGAACAUUUUGAUUGAUAAAAACGGUAUUCUUAAAAUAGCAGAUUUUGGUCUGGCUCGGACCACUGUUGCCUCUAUCCGUCCUGACCGCCCAACACGUUAUACUGGACGAGUCGUUACUCUGUGGUAUCGACCUCCUGAAAUUCUCCUAAAUGACCGCCAUUAUGGAAAGCCUGUAGAUAUGUGGGGUGCUGGUUGUAUUAUGGCUGAAUUAUGGACAAAGUAUCCUAUUAUGCAGGGGGACAAUGAGAUUAGUCAGUUGAACCUUAUCAUUAAUCUCUGCGGAUCUAUAACACCUGAAAUAUGGCCAGGUGUAGAACGUUUGGAAACAUUUAGAGAAGCUCGUCUACCUCAAGACAUUAAACGACAUGUUCGAGAGAAAUUGACCCCCAAAAUCUCUUCUCUUGCUGCUGUAGAUCUCAUUGAUCAAUUACUUGUCUUGGAUCCCAGCAAGCGUCUUGAUGCUGAGCAGGCACUUUCACAUGACUAUUUUUAUGAAGAUCCUCCCGUAGGUGAUUUGCGAUCUUUUUCCAAGUCUGGGACAUCUUAUCUGGAAUUCUUGUCAUCAAAUAACGCUCGUGGUCGUAUGUUACAGGGAGCGAAUCGUCCAGGGAUUGUACGUGGUCCGGUUGUUGGGCCUGGGCAGCAAAUGAAUUAUCUUAAUGGGCCUGGCAUCAUGCAUCCUAAUCGUCGUCUACCUUUACCAGAUGACAAUUCGUACUAUGAGCGUGUUUUUUAGUCUGAUGUGCUUGUGUCUACAAUACUUUUUGAAAUAUUACUUCCAAAACUCAUGUGUAAAUAGUUCACUUUGAUCUUAUUUUCCCUCUUCUUUUGUCAACUCCGUUUUUUACUUUUUCAUGUCAUGCAAUCUGAAUACCAUAAACACUUGGUAUUUAAACAUAUAUUUCUAUGUAUUCAUUCUGUCUUGCGCAAUAAUAUUUAAAACUCUUUGCAUGUGAUAACAAUGUUUGAGUUUUCAGAUAUAUUUAAUAUACGCCAUAGAAGUAUUGGAA